This is a messenger RNA of Neocloeon triangulifer, 3124 nucleotides long. RefSeq names its product tyrosine-protein phosphatase non-receptor type 11-like. Lineage: Eukaryota; Metazoa; Arthropoda; Insecta; Ephemeroptera; Baetidae. The transcript has 12 exons. Gene Ontology annotation, biological process: protein dephosphorylation. The record is from RefSeq and is a predicted model, not a curated record. Gene Ontology annotation, molecular function: protein tyrosine phosphatase activity. The coding region runs from base 206 to 2098 and encodes 630 amino acids.
GUUGAUAGAGGGAGUCCAAGUAGUCUAUCGAGUCGCGAAGAGAAAUUACUUUUUUCGCCGAGCAGCAGGCAGGGCUGUGAACAACCUUGGCUUUCGACUCGGCCCCGACCGACGACAUCGGAGCCGCCGACGCGUUGCUGUGGCCGAAUAGUUGCAGUGCAGGUUCGCCCGACCGCCGAAUCGUGGCCGAAAAAGUGGCGUCGCGAUGACAACGCGAGGGUGGUUUCAUCCCAACAUCUCAGGCAUCGACGCCGAAAAUCUGCUGAAGGAGCGCGGAUAUGAAGGAAGUUUCCUCGCCCGACCCUCGAACAGCAGCCCCGGAGAUUUCACCCUCUCUGUCAAAAGGAAUGGAGAGGUGACGCACAUCAAAAUCCAGAACAAUGGCGACUUCUACAACCUCUUCAGCGGGGACAAGUUUGCCACCCUGUCCGAGCUGGUGCAGCACUACAUGGAGAAUCAGGGCCAGCUGCGGAUGAAGAAUGGCGAAAUCAUCGACCUGCGACACCCCCUCAACUGCGCUGACCCGACAACGGAAAGGUGGUUCCACGGACACCUCUCGGCGAAGGAGGCCGAAAAGAUGAUCAUCGACAAGGGGAAGAACGGAAGCUUUUUGGUGCGCGAGUCGCAGAGCAAGCCCGGCGACUACGUCCUCUCGGUCAGGACGGAGGACAGGGUCACCCACGUCAUGAUCAGGUGCCAGGAUGGCAAAUUUGAUGUUGGAGGUGGUGAGCGUUUUGUGAGCCUCUCGGACUUAAUCGAGCAUUACAAGAAGAACCCAAUGGUUGAAACGAGUGGCACUGUUGUGCACCUCAAGCAGCCCUUCAAUGCCACCAGAAUCAACGCCAGCGGCAUUGACAGUCGAGUUAAAGAGCUUCAGAAAGAGAAUGACAAAUUGACCGGCAAGGCUGGUUUCUGGGAGGAGUUUGAGUCGUUGCAGCAGCAGGAGUGCAAGCACCUGUUCUCCAGGAAAGAGGGCCAGAAACCGGAGAACCGCAACAAAAACCGAUACAAAAACAUAUUGCCAUUCGAUGACACGAGAGUGAAACUGCUCCAAGUGGACCCGAACGUUCCUGGCUCGGACUACAUCAACGCCAACUACAUCCAGCCCGAGGAGGAGAUGUACACGGACGAGCCGAAGAAAUCGUACAUUGCGACCCAAGGCUGUUUGCCAAGCACCACUGGUGACUUUUGGUACAUGGUGUGGCAGGAAAACACCAGGGUCAUCGUCAUGACAACCAAAGAAAUCGAAAGAGGGAAGAACAAAUGCGCUAGAUACUGGCCAGAUGAUGGGCAGUUGAAAGAAUAUGGACUGGUAAAAGUGAGAAAUCUAUGUGAAAGUUCCAACGCCGACUACACCCUUCGAGAGUUCCUCGUCAGUAGGGAAGGCGUCCCUGAAGAGAGAAAAGUUUUUCAUUUCCACUUCCAGGCUUGGCCAGAUCAUGGCGUUCCCUCAGACCCUGGCUGUGUUUUGAAUUUCCUGCACGACGUGAAUGCGCGGCAGAGCAGCAUUCCAGACGCCGGACCCAUUUUGGUGCACUGCAGUGCAGGCAUCGGUCGGACGGGCACAUUCAUCGUAGUGGACAUGAUCCUGGACCAAAUCAAGCGUCAAGGCCUCGACUGUGAAAUCGACAUUCAGCGCACAAUCCAAAUGGUGCGGUCGCAGCGGUCUGGAAUGGUGCAGACGGAGGCGCAGUACAAGUUUGUCUACCUCUCUGUGCAGCACUACAUCGAAACCGUCUCCACCAGACUUCAGGCUGAACAGAGGAGUCUUCAGAUGGGCCGAGACUACAGCAACAUCCGCUACACAAGUGGCAACACCGCCUCUUCCGACCUGAGUGGCAACAUCAACAGGGUAACCCCGGCUGUCUCGACGGUUUCUCUCGCAUCCAACUGCAGGUGUGAACCUUCGAUCAACGGUAACGGCAGAUUACCUGUCGAAUCCGAAGUCACCCUUCCAAGGCCACCUGAGGAGUUGCCGCACCAAAUUUACGAGAACAUUCCGCUGAAGGAGCGCAAAAACCCGGCCAACAGCAACUCGAUCAACAUCUGCCCACCCAUGAGUUACGCUCCACCCCCACCCUUACCACGCAAGCCGUAAAAAGGGUGGUUGGUUUCUUCUUCUCUAGUGAGGGUUCCUAACGAAUUUCCCCCAACCCCUAACAACAAAUUUUGAAUGAGUCGUGAAUUUGCAAAUUCGCUUCGGUCGGAAAUUUUCGAAUUGAUUAACGUCCCUCUUUGUCAAACCAGAGACUAGCAUUUUUACUGCCUAUAUUUGUUCCCCGCUGGGAGAAAUUUCGUUACAUUAUAAAUAUACUUUUUUUUUCUUAAUUAUUAUAUAUUGCACUUUGAAUUGUGCGUUCGAAUUGAACCCUAACUGCCUGUUGUACAUUUUGUUUCACUUAUUUUGAGCACAGAUCAAUCCAAUUUCCAUUUGUAUAAAAUAAUUAUUGUUAUCAUUUGUGAGGUAAUUAAUCAAUUGUGUCGAGGGUCCUGCACAAAAGAUGUGUUGAGAAAGAAACAUGUGAUUUCUAAUUUGAGAAGGAAAAUUGAAAAACUGCUGACAUUUUUCCAAAUCUAUUUUUAAUUAAAAUAUUAUUAUGCGGUCACAAGAAUUCCAUCUCUUCUGAUUGACAAAAAUAAUACACAAUUUCACUGUCAGCAUCGCAUUAACUAAACGUUUAACAAUUAAAUAAUUAUUACAUUCUAGUCAAAAUAAAGUAAAAUAGAGUUUAAGAUGCAGAAAUUCUGAGAACAACAGUUAAGCUCUGAAAUAUGUACAAUAAUUAACCAACGUAUAUGAAUGAUUUCUCCCCGCCAUUCUCUCUCUUUCUCUCUCUAAAAAAAGUCGACAAUUUCACACCCUCGUUCAUGGAAAUAUUGAGAAACGUGUCUGGAUGAUUAUCAUCUUUUGCUGACCGCAGCGUAGCUGAAACAGAAAUGCAGAAAUAUUUUUGUAAAAAUUGAGCCAAACGUUUCGUUGAAUAAAAAUUGUUUUUCGCAAAAAGCCAAUGACAGCAGAAAUAUCUGUGUGAGAAAAAAUAGUAAUUGUCUAUGUUGUUACAGAUCAUUUUCAGUUAAUAAAAUACACUGAGAGGCGAAAAUCUGCAUAAUCAAAGUUUGUUUC